Messenger RNA from Ylistrum balloti, 1779 nucleotides. Its product is annotated as motile sperm domain-containing protein 2-like. Bases 1 to 1587 code for a protein of 528 amino acids. The transcript has 16 exons. Lineage: Eukaryota; Metazoa; Mollusca; Bivalvia; Pectinida; Pectinidae. The record is from RefSeq and is a predicted model, not a curated record.
AUGCGUUGUGAGUCUAUGGCGCGAGCUAAGUUGAGUGUCCUUGAGCAAGACACAAUUGGCCAGCAUGUGAUUGAUGGGCCUUUUGUUCAUUCAUCUAAUGCUGGUAAACUUCGAAAAGUGUUCUACGACAAAUAUAACGUCACAGAUUUUGUUGAGAAGAAUCUUUAUGAUCAAAGAGAUGUCGACAAUGUGGCUUCAAAUGAUUUAUACGUCCGACAAUUUAUCAGAGACUUUGAGACAUUGGAAGAGGCAGCAAACAGACUUCAUGAGACAAUGAAAUGGAGAAAAGAAUUAGAAAUAAAUGAUUUGCGCGAAACAAUGUUUGACAGAUGGAUAUUUGACGUUGGAGCAAUUUUUUGGUGCAACCAUGACAAAGACGGCAGGAGAGUUUUGAUUAUCAGAGUAAAGCUACAUAAGAAAGACACUGAAAAGCUUCAUGGAGUUAAGAAAUUUUUUGCAUAUCACCUUGAGGCUAUUUAUAAGGAGGAGCCAACAAAAGAGAUUGUGAUGCUAUUUGACAUGUCAGAGGCAGGUUUGUCAAAUUUGGACAUGGAAUUGAUCAAAUAUGUGAUCACUUGCUUUAAAGUUUAUUAUCCAGUUCUUCUAGGAUACAUGUUGGUUUAUGAGAUGCCCUGGUUAUUCAAUGCUGCUUGGAAGAUCAUCAAAGCCUGGUUAAGUCCACAGGCGAUAAAGAAAAUCAAAUUUGUAGGCAAAAGUGACAUCCAGGAAUACAUCAAUAAGGACCAACUCAUGGAACACAUGGGAGGCACUGACAAAUUUGUGUUUAAAUAUAUCCCACCAGAUGAAAGGGGAGAGGAUGAAAACAAACUGAAAAAAAGGGUGACAUUUGCAGAGUCUGCUAAAACUACAGAUGGGGAUGGAUCUCCAGACACACCACACGGCAAAAGUAGUCUGAGCACAAGGAAAAUAGGUAUACGUGGGACCACUGGAAAGAUGGAUUCAGGGGCAGAUAACUCUUUCAUUGGUAGGCUGCUGACCAUCAGUCCUGCUGAAGAACUAGAAUUUAUCAUUGAUGAAAGUGGAAAAGAAGCAUAUGAUACCAUAUCACUGAAGAACACUUUACCGUACCCAAUUGCAUACAAAGUAAAGACAACAUCUCCUGAAAAGUAUAAAGUGCGACCAUGUUUUGGUGUGGCCAAGCCUGGAAGUACUGUUGUGGUGUAUGUGUACUUACAACAAGGCUUUGAAAACACCAUAUGUAAGGACAGAUUCCUUGUCAUGGCCAUGGAGGUGACCACUGAUUCACAGGAAAAGCUGGCUGAGUUGUGGAAGACUAUUCCAAAGGAAAACGUCAUGGAGCACAAGUUGAGAUGUGUGCAGUCAACAAAGACUUUGCAGGGACAAAAUGCUGGAGCAAGUUCGAACUCAGAUGAAAAUGUGCAGACACUUUCACAAAAGGUUGAUGACCUGAUGGUGAGUACCCGACAGACGCAGUGGAUGCUGAAGGCCCUGGGGGCACUGCAGCUUGUCAUCAUGUUUAUGUUGUUUGUCGUUCUCUUCCUUCACUACCAAUCCCAACCUGACUCAAGGGCUAACUACAGUUCCUGUCCCGGUGCAAUGUGGUGAUACUGUAUUUUACUGAAAUCAAACUGGUGCUUCCUACAUAUAAUGAUCUAAUCAUCACUCUAGGAGUAUGAAAAACCUUGGAGAUUUUAUUUCAAUGAUAUAAGCAACUAAUUAAAAUAUUACAAAUUAUAGAAAACAACUUUAUUUUCAUUAUUGAUAUUCUUUGAUUGAAAACUUAUACAUGAUAAUCAA